UAACUACCUGUGCCGACUCGUCAGAUGUCACAUAUUGCCAGCGAUAAACAUAUUCAUAACAUGGUAUAUAUAACAGACAAAUGGGAGACAGUCGUCCAAUAUGAAUGUUGAAAACUGAUGUUAAUUGACCCAUCUUCACAGACCAGUGGAAUUUUGGAUAUUUUCAAUUGCGUGCUUCAUUGUCGGUAUAACCAUGGAGUGGUCAUCAGUGGACCUACUUUGGACGUAUGAGGUCCAGCUCGGAGGAAUAAUGCCCUUUGCGCCGGAAAUACGGAAAGGGGAAUACGUCUUCCCAGUAUUCACAGACAAGGUCCGAUGCAUGGAGCAGGUUAAAAAUGAACCAUCAACGCAAUACGUCACAUCAUCCCAUCAAGCACAUCACCAUCGAGAUGUGCCGAGCGGACAUCAAUGUUUACAGAGAUCUGACUCGAAUGACUCGAGGACGUCGAAGUUGGCGGAGGCAUCAGUAUUUGUUCUAAGGGUAUCAAAUGAGAGAUCUGGUAAAUCUGAACUUGUGACCCAACCACCGUCAACAUCACGUAAGGACGUCAUUGGACCUUGGAACAGGCAGUGGGUGUCCAUCAACUCGUCGUACUACCAUCCAAGACCAUCCGAUGACCAUUGACCCACGACGGCGGGUUUACCAGGGAAAGGCAAAACUUUGUGAUGGGACUUGAAGGUGUGUGUAAGGUUUGGGGUGAUGGAAGGGAAGAUGAAGUACGUGAUGAUGAUGAUGAUGAUGAAAUGCCUGAUGGUGAUGAAUUCCUAACGUGACGCCGCCAUUCGGAAGCGUGUUUCAAAGCCCCGCUGCGUGAGUUACAUAGAAUGAAUUCGCCAGUGCUACCGGACGUGCAGUAUAUAUUCAUCGUACUGGUCGAAAACAAGAUCAAGAACUGUAUUUAUCAUAAAUUCUCACUACAGAGAAGUAAUACGGAAACCGGAAGUAAAACCAGUAGAUAGGAAGUGCAUAAUGCAUAGGCGGAUCCAGACCCCCCCCCUUCCCUUUUGUCCUGAAAGUUUAUUAAAUGACCAUUGAAACCAGUGAAAAUGAAGUGUGCACCCCCUCUUUUCUCAAUAGUGUGCACCCCUCCUUUCUCAAAAAGCUGUAUGAUGUAAAUGAUAUAGGAUUUCCUAUCGUGAAUCGAAACGAUUUCCUGUGACCGGAAGUUAUGACUUCAUACCGGAAGUAUGUUUAACCAACGUAUUACACAGAGAGAGUAUCGGCAUUAUCGGGUGAUAAAAUAAAUGCUGCCACAAAUAU
Molecule: messenger RNA, 1261 nt
Organism: Haliotis rubra (blacklip abalone)
Lineage: Eukaryota; Metazoa; Mollusca; Gastropoda; Lepetellida; Haliotidae
Exons: 3
Coding region: 194-625 (143 amino acids)
Source: RefSeq, a predicted model, not a curated record